Messenger RNA from Tarenaya hassleriana, 4001 nucleotides. RefSeq names its product serine/threonine-protein kinase prpf4B-like. Gene Ontology annotation, molecular function: ATP binding; protein serine/threonine kinase activity. The record is from RefSeq and is a predicted model, not a curated record. Lineage: Eukaryota; Viridiplantae; Streptophyta; Magnoliopsida; Brassicales; Cleomaceae. Gene Ontology annotation, biological process: peptidyl-serine phosphorylation; peptidyl-threonine phosphorylation; mRNA cis splicing, via spliceosome. The coding region runs from base 82 to 2910 and encodes 942 amino acids. The transcript has 16 exons.
AAUUAUUGAAAGGCUCGGCGAGAGAGAGAGCAUCAACAUUCUCCCCCAACCCUAACCCUAAUUUUGCUUCGACGAUCUUCGAUGGCGAGCGGCAAGCAGAGCGAAUCUCACCACCGCAAGCACCGCCGUUCUCCUUCUUCUUCUUCCUCACCUGAGGAGGAUAAAUCUUCGAAGCGGCGCAAGCAUCGCAAUCACAAGCACCACCACCGUCAUCGCCGUGAUAAGAAGCGCGACGAGGAAAUCGAACAUAGCGGAGAUGAAACAGUUGCUUUGGUGACGUCUGAUUCUCCUCAUCCGGUGGUUCCUGCUGCGGUGAGUAACGGCGGCGACGAUGAUGUGGAGGAGGGAGAGAUUCUAGAAGAAGAGGUUCCUGGUGAGAUUUUGAAGAAGAGAUCAGAUUCUGACGGAGAGUCUGGAGAAAUCAAAUCCGACCGUUUUCGGGAAGAUAAUCCGCCUGUCCGUGAAGAUAGUCUUCCUGCGUCGACAGUUGUAGAUGACCAGAAUAGUGGAAAAAAGGUACAUCAAGGCAAAGAAGGCAUCUAUAAUGGUAUUUCUGGACAUAAUUCAGAGAGAAGUGGUAAGAAAAGUUAUGGUAAUAACUAUAAAGAGGAGCUUGUUCAGAGUCAGUUGGGCAAUGCCAGGAGCUCAUUUUCCUCAGGAAGUUCUGAAGAAAAGCCCAAGAGUAUUACCUGCUCGCCUUCAAACAGCAGAUACUCUAGCGAGGUUCGUGCUCGUAGUAGAUCGAGGUCCCAUGAUCGUGAGAGGGAAAUACCAAGAUCACGAAGUGUUAGGGAUCAUCAACAUGAUUUCGUUGGUUUAGGUAGGAAUGAAGAAUGGUAUUAUCGACAUGGAAGAUAUGGGGAAGAUGAUAGACAUUACAGUCGGGAGGUCUUGGAAAGAGAGAGAAGUAGGGAAGAAAGAGAACGUGAGAAGAGAAGGGAGAUAGAUGCUGAAUAUGAAAGAAGAAAAGAGCGAGAGCGCAGCAUGGAUAGAGAUAGGAGGCGGGAGAGGGAAAUAGAUCAUAUACGAGAUAGAGAUAGGGAUAGAGACAAUGAAAGAGAUAAGCAUAGGGGUAGAACCAGGUAUAGUAGUCGAGAGAGGGAGAGACGAAGUGAUAAAGAUAGAGACAAAGGCAAGGAAUUCCAGACUGAAAGGGAGAAGCAUAGAAGUCUGGGUGAUGGCUACGAUGAUUCAAAGCAUAAGCAGUCUAGGUACUCAAGGCAUAGUGCAGAAGAUGACUUAGAAACAAUAAGGUCGAAUUCUGUGAAGGCCCACACUUCUAGGGGUGAGAAGUUAGAAGAAACUAGAGGCACUGGUGGAAGGUCCAGAUACGAGAAUGAGCAAGAUGAUAAUGAGGAAGGAGAAGGAGGUGCUUGGGAACUUCCAGAUCAAGAAGAGGAAGAGCUUAAUAGAAUCAAGGAGGAGAGUAGGAAAAGAAGGCAAGCAAUACUCGAGAAAUAUAAGAAGCAGACAGAGCAGAAAAGUAAUUUUUCUGCACAGGAUAUGGGCAAAGAUUCUGAGCUUGCUGGCACUGUUAAUAAGCCCUCUAGUGUUGUGCUGAACUCUUUCCAAGAAAGUGAUGCUCCAGAGCCCGUCGCUUCCGUAGAUGUUGCGGCAGCUGAUAUUGGUCAAGCUGAAGAUGUUACUGACAUUGAUAUUGUUGGUGGUGAUGUUGUUAAACAAUCAUUGGCAGCUGAGCGGUCACCUCCAUCGCAUUUUAUACCGGAGUCCGAGAGGACACUAGCUCCUGCUGGGCUUGGGGAAGGUACCCCAAAGAGCGAAAGAUCAGCUGACAUUUUUCAUGAUGAUAUUUUUGGGGACUCUCCUGCUGGCAACCGGAAAUUGGCCAAAGGUGAUGGUCUUCCUAUUGUAAGGAGUGGGCUUCAUGAUAACUGGGAUGAUGCAGAGGGUUAUUACAGCUAUCAAUUUGGUGAGCUACUUGAUGGUAGAUAUGAAGUUAUGGCUACUCAUGGAAAAGGUGUUUUCUCUACUGUCGUCCGUGCAAAAGAUUUGAAAGCCGGGCCAGGUGAACCUGAAGAAGUGGCUAUAAAAAUCAUCCGCAAUAACGAGACAAUGCAUAAAGCUGGUCAGACUGAGGUCCAGAUAUUGAAGAAGCUAGUUGGGGCUGAUCCAGAGAACAAGCGGCACUGUGUUCGUUUUCUUUCAAGCUUUAAGUACAGGAAUCACCUUUGCUUAGUGUUCGAGUCUCUCCAUUUGAAUCUUCGUGAGGUUUUGAAGAAGUUUGGUCGCAACAUUGGUCUUAAACUAUCCGCUGUUAGAGUGUAUGCCAAGCAAUUAUUCAUUGCUCUUAAACAUCUGAGGAAUUGUGGGGUUCUCCACUGUGAUAUAAAACCUGACAACAUGCUGGUGAAUGAAGGAAAAAAUGUGUUAAAGCUCUGUGACUUUGGUAAUGCGAUGUUUGCUGGCAAAAACGAAGUUACUCCAUAUCUCGUCAGCCGCUUUUACCGUGCUCCUGAAAUUAUUCUUGGACUUACCUAUGAUCACCCUCUAGAUAUUUGGUCCGUUGGUUGCUGUUUAUAUGAGCUUUACAGUGGCAAAGUUCUCUUCCCUGGUCCUACAAACAACGAUAUGUUACGCCUUCACAUGGAACUGAAAGGUCCCUUCCCAAAAAAGAUGCUUCGCAAGGGAGCAUUUACGGAGCAGCACUUUGAUCAGGACUUGAACUUUCAUGCUACAGAAGAGGACACUGUUACUGGGAAGACUAUAAAGAGAAUGAUUGUAAACGUAAAACCAAAAGAUAUUGGUUCGAUUAUUAAAGGCUAUGCUGGCGAGGAUCCUAAGAUGUUAGCUCAGUUUAAGGAUCUCUUGGACAAAAUCUUCAUCCUUGAUCCUGAGAGGAGACUGACAGUGUCACAGGCAUUAGCUCACCCAUUCAUCACGGGCAAGUGAACCAUGUUGCUGAUUUUUUUUUAGUCGAGAAAUGCUGUUGCCCUAGAUAUCUGUACAUUACAUCUUAAUAAUAUUAAUCGUAAUCAAGACUCUAAUCUUUGGAUUGUCUCUAUCUUCUCUCUGCUGCCUGAGAGCUUUGAUUACAAUGCCCACAAUUGGGGGUGAAAGGGGAUGAUGUUUGGGAGGAGUUCUCAUAACUGGCGAUACUCAGUGGAAUUUACUGGUUCUAUUGACAUAUGCCAAGACUUAGAGACAGUCCUAAAGUCUUUCAAUGCUUUAAAGGCACGCGGGAGAAGGUUUUGCUCGGAGGGGAAGCUGGCACCGGAAAAAAAAAUACAGGCUGCUUCAUCCUAUGGUUUUUGGAAGAUUGGUAAGACUUUUAAGCUUUAUGUCUUGCAUGACCUUUUGUGCAGCUGCAUCCUUUUUUUUCCUUAGGUAGAUAUGCUUCUUUCAAUCUUUUGGGUAAUUUCAAUUGGAAAAGUAGAGAAGGUAGUAAUAGGAGAGAGGAAGAGAGCUAGUGGUAGAUCCAAGCUCACUUGGAAACAAGUUAUUAGUAAUGAUUUGAAGCGAUUAUAAAUAUCGGGGAACUUAACCCAAAAUCGGAAUGAGUGGGAAUGGAGAAUCCAUGUGGCUGACCCCAAAUAUAAGAUUGGGAUUAAGGUGAUGUUGUUGUAGUAGUAUGUAUUUUCAUGAUACUGUGGAACACUUGCACAAGCCUGUGGCGAAAUGCGUUGCUUCUGUAAUUCUAUGAAGUUAAGGGAGCUGCAUACUUUCGUGAUAAAAAUAAAGCACGUCAGGGGCAGAUAUUUGGGCAUUUAUAGUGGUGGACGUCUGAUAUGGAAUACUAGGGACCAGAAUUUGGCUGCAGUGCUUGAUCGGUAAUGUGGAAAAUGGCUUGGUCGGUAGUUUGAAUGAAUUUGUGCACAGGGUGUUAAUUCCUGUUUUAUCCAUCAUGCUUUUGCAACAUGAAGGGUCCUGUCGUGUUGUCCUCGUGUGUUAAAUUUAAGUUUUUAGGACACACUAGUAGAUUUAGGUGUGAGUCAUGGAGAAGCAUGUUAUAGAUCUGCAAAUGUGCAACUCGUUAGUAUUCA